GCCACUUAAACCAAAGAUUAGACCAACAUUGCAUUUCAAGAAUACAAAAUUGUGGAUGCUGGAUGCUGAAAUCCUACAAGCUUUGCAGGGAACGGGUUUUGAGAAGAUAGCCCAAUUGACAAGCACUUGUAAAUUGAACAAGUCACUAGUAGAAGCAUUACUAUUAAAGUUCAAUAAAGAAGAAGAUGGCAUUGUUCUAAAUGAACUUACUACAAUACACAUCACAUUGGAAGAUGUGUACUUUGUAUUGGGUAUUCCAAUCGAUGGGGAAGCUAUCAUUCAUAAAAUAAAAAAUGAAGAAGAAACAAUUUUAAGGAUAUGGGGGCGUGAGAUAUCUAAUGAUGAGGACAAAAUCGGUACGUAUGCAUGGAGAGCAGCUGUUUUGGCCCAUUUAAUGUUUUCAAUAAAGAGAUGGAUAAAAGAUAGAAGGGACACUCUUUCUAGGUGCACAUUUUUGUUGGAGGUGAUUUUUUUGGAGAGGUUAUCACAGUUACCCACUAUGAUGAAUAUAAGAAAUUUUGAGCAGCAGCCACUUCCGUUUGUUUAUUGGGUGGUCAAGGCUUUUUUGGAAUAAGGAUCAUAGCAUUUCUAGGAACAGAGAUAUAAACUAUUUCACUACUUUUCUUACGAUCAGCAAGUAGAAAAUAUAAGUCUCAUAAUAUUAAAACA
Messenger RNA from Hevea brasiliensis (rubber tree), 669 nucleotides. RefSeq lists its product as uncharacterized. The coding region runs from base 56 to 574 and encodes 172 amino acids. NCBI's taxonomy places the organism in Eukaryota, Viridiplantae, Streptophyta, Magnoliopsida, Malpighiales, Euphorbiaceae. The transcript has 3 exons. The record is from RefSeq and is a predicted model, not a curated record.